Cercopithifilaria johnstoni is the source of this 327-nucleotide messenger RNA. The record is from the annotation of a GenBank genome assembly. Lineage: Eukaryota; Metazoa; Nematoda; Chromadorea; Rhabditida; Onchocercidae.
AUGCAAAAGAAAGCAUCAAGCUCAGGUGACAAGAAUAGACUGAGGCAAACAGGUGGGAUAGCAGUUCAAUCUGGCCACUAUGUGAAGCUGACGUUUGGUUCAGCUGAAGUCAAGGUUGUCUUAGCUGUUCGUAACGGUCGGCUAGCUGUUAGCACGGCGAACGCCUGGCAGUUUGCUAGUUAUAUUGUGGAAGGACCGACCCCAACAACUACCACUCACCCAUCUACAGCCACCGUUCUGCAUUACUUUCGGUCCGGUGCGGAAUGGCCAGAAAUCAAUAAACUGUGCCAUUUUUCUUAUGUUAAUAUUGUUUUAGAGCUGCUAUAA